AGAGGCCAGCUCGGAGGACCCAAAGUGUGUUUCCAUCGCGAGGGAAGGCCUCGGGUCGUGUUCGUCUCGUUGGUGUCCGGUGUAGUCGUCAAUUUUCCCGCCUUUCCAUCCACCCUCGUAUCGAUUUUUCGUCGAUAAAAAUUCGUGCGAGUGAAAAACGUGAUACCAGGGACUUGGUGAAACCUCUUUGAAAAAACUAUCCCCGUGGAUCCUGGAACGAUUUUGUCUUGUGUUUACCAGUGUGCUAAGUGUGAUGGGGAUCUAAGAACGCCGAUGAGGAAUCGAGACGCGUACCGGGCGAACGUUAUCAGGUGAGGGCGCAGUAGCUUCCGGCGAGGCAAUCGAAAGAUGGCGGCCGAGGGUAUGGAUAAUCCGGCGUUCGUCGGCGAGGAUGAAUGUGCGAACGAGACGACGCAAAACGAUAAUCAGCAACAGGUAACCUUGGACCAGGAUCGCAAGUCGGUGUCGGAGAGCAUCCCUGUCGAAAAUGGCCACCAACGAUCGUUUGUGUCGCAGCAACACGUGGAAGCCGGAAGAACCAGUCCGGAAACGCAUUAUAGAACCGAGACGAAGAUAGAGGUGCCCGAAAGUAACACGGAAAGAACCGAGACGAAGAUGAACGGCGUUCACGGAAACGGAAAUAACAACGAUGCCAGUUUCCUGAACAGCAGCACGACAAGUGUGCAGACGAAUGACAAUGGGAAAAAGGAGCAGAUCGAAGCAGUGAAUUUGGAACUAGUCUCGAUGAGGCCCUAUGCAGGGAAUAAUCAGACCAAGGGUCAAGAGGCUUGCGAGGUCCCAGCUGACCCCUAUGAGGAAUACUUCGUUCCAGUGAACGAGCAUCGAAAGUACAUCAGGGGCGAGAAGCUGUAUGUAACGAAGGACAAGAGAUCAAGGAGCUCCUAUUGGAGACGGAUGGCCUGUUGGGGAUGUGGUUUACUGGUCCUACUAGUUGCCAUUAUCAUCGCCAUUUUGGCAGCAACCGGAGUAAUUUUAGCCCAAGAGGCGUCAGAACCUUUAGAAAAUCUGGAACAAACGAAAUCCCGGCAAUUCGGCGACGUGCGAACAGCGGGAAGCCAAGAGUACGUGAAGGACCCACCGCCGAGUCCUCCACCCGCCGUUUCGACCUUCCCACCCUGGCAAACGACCGACGAGAACAGGUACCUAUUCGUCGCGAACGCCUUGGAUGGAGUAUUGACAUUGGACCGAUUCACCUGGGACCAGGAAUUAAGAAACCACACGUCGGAAAUGUACAAAGCGUUCAGCUCGCAGAUAGAAGAUCACCUGAGGAACGCGAUGCAACCCACCACGGACGAGACGUCGGUUAAAGUGUAUCGUAUAAUGAAGGACGGAGAAGUGGAAUUUAGGAUAAAUUAUCCUCCAAAUUCUUCCCCGGAGGAAACGCAACAGAGGAUGGAGGAUGCGUUACUAAAGGAUGCCAACAUGAUCGGACAGUAUCAUGUAAGCAGAUUAGAACUCAGCAAGCUUUUGGACGAAUGUCAGGCAGGUUUGUUAGGCUGUUCCGAAAGUUGUAAAUACAAUUACACGAAGGGUACGUUCGCGUGCUAUUGUUCGGAUGGGAAAAUGUUGGACGCUGAUGGAAAAACGUGCGUCGAUGAGAAUGAUCUGAGUAACGUGGAGAUGGACGAUGCACCGGAAGUUCGUACGGAGGUGGUGCACGACUACGCUCAGCCUAGAAGCAGAGGACCCGGUACUGUGUACGAACCUAGACGCCCGGAUAACUGGGACCAUAUGGACCAUGAUUUAUCCGGAGGGGGGCACUACCACCACGAAGAAGACUCUCAUUCGCCUUCGUAUUCGGAUGAUGGUUCCGAGGAACCAGAGUCUACUCAUGUGCAUAGCGAAGAUGGAAAUCAUGAGGUUAAAGAUGAAGAGGAUACGGUGCAUUGGAUGCACGAUCAUUCGAAUCAUUAUACUGUUGAACCGAAGGCAGAGCCUGAACCUUCUAGUGAACCAGAGCCUGCUGCAGUAGAACCUUCUGGUGAACCAAAACCUUCUAGUGAACCAGAGCCUGCUGCGGUAGAACCUUCUGCUGAACCAGAGCCUGCUGCAGUAGAACCUUCUGGUGAACCAGAACCAGCUGCAGUAGAACCCUCUAGUGAACCAAAAUUUGCUGAACCAGAGCCUUCUAGUGAACCAAGACCUGUUGAACCCGAACCCUCUGCAGAGCCAGAACCCUCUGCAGAACCAGAGCCUUCUUCUGAACCAGAACCCUCUGCAGAACCAAAACCUUCUGCUGAACCAGAACCAGAACCUUCUACUGAACCUUCAGCUCAGCCAGAACCUUCUACAGAACCUUCAGCUCAACCAGAGCCUUCUGCAGAACCAGAACCCUCGGCUGAACCAGAACCCUCAGCUGAACCAAAGGCUUCCUCUGAGGCAGAGUCCCCUAUUGAACCAAAGCAUACUACUGCUGAGCCUUCAGCAGAGCCAGAACCAGCUGGUCCUGUCGAACCUGAGCCUACAAGUGAACCACAGGCACCUUCUGAUGAACCCAAGUCCACUGCAGGGCUGUGGCCUGCAGAGGAACCUUCGUCUGAACCGAAACCAUCAGAAGAAAAAGGAUCUUCAACUGAACCAUCCACAGAACCCAUACCUUCUGAAAUGGAACCAGUCGCUGAACCGAAACCUUCAAAUGAGUUGGAGUCUUCGACGAAAUCAACAGUGACAGAGCAUCCUGAACUAGAACAACCUGAGUUGUCUCAAUUUCCUCACACUACCAUCAAAUCUGAGGAGGAGGAACAAGAAUCAACAGUACCUUCUACAGAAAUGAUCCAUAAUAUUGAACAUUCCACUGAAAUGCAGGAUGCUAUGCAGCCACAAACAACUGAGAUGCCCUCCAGUAAAACAGACUCUUCCAUUGAAUCUAUGACCACGAAUAAAAUGAUCGUUGAAUCAGCUACAGAAUUACCUGCUACUGAGUCACCCGAUUUGUCGAAGACACCUGAAUCUUCAACGACCAGCUCUGAAGCUGACAACACUGGUAUGCCUACAACCAUGGAAGCAGAGUCUACAACACCAAUGGUGUCUGGAGAAACAACACUGCCAAGUGUUGAUAAAUCCAUGGAUGAAAUGGAAAAUAAUAAUGCACCUUUGCCAGUGAUACCUCUGUCUGAUGAACAACAAGACAGUAAAACCACUGUUGUACCUCCAACAGAUACAACAAUGAGGGAGAUGAACAAUGAGGAGCAAAUGGUGACAACCAUCGAACCCAGCAAAGAAGAAACAUCAAAAGUUGAUCAAGUCACUGAAACUAAUACACCUAGUGACGAAACAACCGAGUAUACAACGAUCAGUACAAACAGCGAAGAAAAUACAGCUUCAGUGACUUCGUCCACUAGCAAAUCUAUUCCUGAAACAACUAUGAGUUCUCAGACAGCGUCUGUCUCAAUGGACACAAUGUCAGAAAAUACAACCGAGGUUAGUUCUGUCCCAGACAGUGGUACAGAAAUGUACAACGAAACUGUCGAGCCUAAAGAAGAGCCUAAGUCGCUCGAUUUAGGUUCAACAUCGCAGGAAGGGAAUGAAACCAACGUCAUCGAUCACAUACCGACAACGAUCUUCCCUAAUUUGCCAAAGAACUUCAGCCACAACAUCGAGCCACUCAUAGAACCGCUUAAAAACAACACAGACAACGAACACAUUAUGAUCAUCCCAGUGGAACAUGGAACCCAGGAGCAAGAUCCUCAUUCCAUCAUUCCUGAGUUGAUUCCAGAGAGCAUUCAGUCUAGCAACUCAUCGUCCACGCGGAUACCUGAGGUUACCACUGUUGAAAACACAGUUCAAUCCUCAACAGAGAAGAUCGACGUUGUUUUCAAUCGUUCUACGAUCCACCCCGAAGAGAACAUCGUGUCCGGUGAUCCAGGCGACUCUGUCCGCUACGAGGACAAUUUGGAUCACUCUACCAGUCAUCCUCUGCACCCAGCUGUCUUCCCUGAGAACACGGUGGAGCAUGUGACCGAGAAAUCCGACGAUAAACACGCUGAUGACAUGUCUCCCUUCUUGCCGGAUGUCCAGAAGGAGAAGGAAGUGAAGAAGGCGCCUAGGUUGGACAAGGACGAGCAGGACGUACCUAACCCUUUCGAAGGACACGUCGAAGACGUGGUCACUGACAAAUCCUUAGUGGAAACGGAGGAGAGGAACGAGACCGAAGCAACGGAUUCUUUGAACGAUGUUCAUCCAGAAGUGGAUAAAGAACACCCCGACAAGAGUGUGCAAAACGGAGUGGGUCGUGGAUUCAAACAGGAUGCCUUGGACGUUCUUGAGAUCAACGACACUGAGUCAGGAAUACAGAAUGCACUGAACCCGUACGAUGUUAACAAACCGGAAGACCAACGAAUGAUGAAGAGUGACGUGGAAGAGGACGAGGAGGCGUUGAAAGUGGUACCACUCGAAGAGGAGAUCAGGGGUACGGAAAUGUCUGUGAAAUAUGACGUGGAUAAGGAUAAUACGGAAGUGACCGAGUCCAGUGCAAGCGUAACUCCAACGGAUGAUCUGGAAAGGAAGUUAAACGAAGCAGCUGUGAAUAAUACAACGACUACUUCUGAGAAGCCCGAGGAAAAUGUUGUGGAGGAUCAGUACAAUGACAUAAAUGAUGAUACUCUGUCCAAAGGAUACCAAUCUGACGAUUCGAAGCUUCACAAGAAGCUGGCUGAUAAUGAAGAGAAACUGUUGAAAUCAUCAAACGUGCUCUUCAUUGAUGAUAAAACAAAAUCUACAAUGAAUAAUACAGAAGUUACAACAGCUGGCAGUGUUCUAGAUAAACUGACCACAGAAAUACCAGUGCUGCCGAUAGAGAUACAACAGGACAUGUCUACAACUGAGAAAAUUGAAAGCACCACCGUUGCUGAAGAGAAUAAUAAAAAGGAGAAUGAUUCAAAUCAUCAGGUGAGCGCAGAAGCGACAACGCUUCAGGUACCAACCACUCAGAUGCUUCCAAUGGAAACCAAGACCACUACUCAGGUACCGAUACUCCCUGAAGAGCUUCAAACUACUGAAAGUGAUUCACCGUUGACCACUUCAUCUAUUAGACCUGAUAUGAACACGACAAGCCCCCAUAUGGAGAGUACAGAGUCCCCAAUGCACAAUAAAACAGAAGAAUUGAUUCAAAAUAAUCAAACAAACGACAUGGUAGCAAGUUCUGUGCACCACAUUGGUGAUAACAGAAGCAUCAAUGCCACCUGGUUGCAGAUAGAUGUCCCAAUUUUGAAUAACACGAACGAAAGUGAAGAAAAUGUAACCACACCAUCGGCGACACACCUUGAAGAGAACACGAAGAAUGAAAGUGUUGCAGCAACCUCGAUAUCUCUGGCUACCACCACUGUCGGGUCAUAUAAACAGAGCUCUGACAUUUCUUCCAGCACUACCGAGGAUGUUAGGCCAGUCACUGAGAUACUCGAAGACGAUACACUGCCUGUGAGUUUUGAUUACAGAACCCUGUUAAUCACCACGACACCCAAGACAGCGCUGCCUGAUCUGGAUGUUGGGGAAUUGUCUGAAGAGGAUCUAAGGGUGAUCCCAUUGGAGAAAACAUUAGAUCUGAAGAAGAAAUCAACGGAUAAGAAGGUGGUUGACAAAUACAAAUACAAAAAGGAGAAGGAGCUGAAUUUGGAAGAGCACCAAGGUGAAAAUGUGCUGACCGAAGUCCCAGACCCAGCCACUGUCUUCUCCACAGAGAUACCUCGACCCAUCAAUGAUAUUCAGCAUCACGAUACAAGUGAAGUCUCUAAAUCAAUGGAAGAGGAUUCUUCGUCAAUACCAAAGCUGAAGAUCAUUGAAACUACGUUUAAUAGAACAGAAACAGAUACUGAACAGAAUAGAACUGUACCAGCUAGUACCAAGAAGUACCCCAGCUUCAUCCCCGUCUCUGAGGAGAUAAUAGAACCAGAACCUGUCACAGAACCCUUCGUGGUCAUCCGAAAUUUCUAUCUGAAUCGACAAAAUGCAGAUUUCACCACAGAGAACCCAGCAAUGGUCAGUGAAGCCAGUAUCGAAGGACACACAAUGAUGGAAGCAAGGAACAUCAGUGAACUGGAUAGCGUAACAUCUUCUACGACUGAAUCAGUCUCUUCGUCUACUCAAGAUUUAAAUGAAAUGAUGAAGGACCAGCCUGUAGACGCGACUGUCCCAUCACUGAUCCAAACCAAGUCCCCUGAUACAAUGGUGGAAAGCACCAGUCAUAUCGACGUAUCUUUCUUGAAUAUACCUGAGAACGUUGUCUUUUCCAAGUGCACAGCUGGUCAAUUCCAGUGUGUCAAUGGAACAUCGAGGGAUGGUGCUUACUGCGUUCCUCUCUCAGCGAAAUGUGACUCUGAGAAUGAUUGUUCCGACGGUUCGGAUGAACUGAAUUGCAAGGAACAAGGCUGCCCGGAGAAUUUCCAGUGUGCGAGUGGUCAGUGUUUGAAACGAGACCUGGUGUGCAACAGGAUCGUCGACUGCGACGACGGGAGCGAUGAAAUAAAUUGCGAGGAAUGGAAAUGCCAGUUCGACGAGUUCAAGUGUCCCAGUGGAAGGUGCAUCCCGGGUAUCUGGCAGUGCAACGGGCGACCCGAUUGCGAGGAUCACCGCGACGAAUACAACUGUGCCGAAAGUUGCGGCAACGAGGAGUAUCUCUGCCCGACUGAGAAAUGGUGCAUUCCGUUGACGUGGCAUUGCAACGGAAUCAACGAAUGCGCCAACGGGGAGGACGAAAAACUCUGCGACUGUGGCAUUGAUCAAUUCAAGUGCCAAACAGGAGGAUGCAUUCCAGAGAAUCUGGUCUGCGACGGUAUCGAACACUGUCCUGAUCAUUCGGACGAAUGGAACUGUUUAACGAUGAACACUGGCCCCGAAAGGAAUUUAACAGACGUGCAGAAAGAAACCGAGGAGAGUAAUGGAGCUCAGGAAUUAACGGAUAGCACCUCUUUGUUAAAAAUAAGACAAUUUAACGGCGAAUCUCGUCUGGUUUGUUCCGACGGAUGGAGCGAGGAGUUCAGCGACUCGUACUGCCAGGCUCUAGGAUUCUCCGGGUCCGAGGCGACCGACCUACAAACAUGGGACAAGAAUCAGAAGAUCCUGCGACUGAAGGCAAAUCCGAAUCACCGUAUGCCUUUGGUCGCGAAUCUAGAGCAAGUGGAGUUCUGCGUGUCUGAGAAAGUCGUCCAAGUAUCUUGCCAAGAGUUUUCUUGCGGCUCCCAUUACGGAGAAGGACCAACUGCGAGAUUAGUUGGCGGGACUCCAGCCAGCGAAGGACAGUGGUCCAGUGUAGCCUUGCUGAAGGAACCGAAACAAGGUGCUGCUUGUACUGCCAGCAUCUUAGGACCAAUGCACGUGAUCGCGAGUUACUCAUGUACUCACAGGUUGAAACAGACCAACGGAUGGCAAUUAUUCACCGAUAAGAACCUACUGAAACCACUUCCAGUGAAAAGCAUCAUUCCCUAUCCUCAAGUGAAGUACAAUCAAUUCUUGUACAAUAAUGAUAUGGUGUUGGUGGAACUGGAGAAACCUCUGACCUUCUCCAGAAACGUUAGCGCUGUUUGCCUUCCAAAGGAUCCAAUUCAGCCAAGACAGAUAUGUGUCACAGUGGGUUGGGGAUUUCCUGUGAACGGCGAGGUGGAUUUGCAGAAAUAUCUGACGUUCCUACCAGUGCCAACCUAUGAUUCUGAGAAGUGCAAUGCGACGAGUCAUUACGCAGGAUUUAUCACCAAGGACAACAUCUGUGCUGGAUUCACUGACACGGACAAAGGACCCUGCUAUAACGACGAGGGUGCGCCUCUGAUGUGCGUCAGUGAAUCUGGUGGAUCAGCCAGAUGGGAGAUCCAGGGUCUACUGAGCCACCAUAGCAGAUGCUCAAGGGGUCAUCCAGCUAUUUAUUCUAGCGUCGAACCUGCUCUAUCCUGGCUACGCAAUUCUGUGCCCGCUUUGCAAACGCAAAGCUAAAGGCAAUCAUUUAAUUACAAAAGUUAUUCGACGAAUUCGAUAGGGCAGACACACUUAUAAAUGCGGAAAGUUCAUGGGAGGGAACCGACAGACUGAAUGUUCCUGUUGAAAUUAACGAAACGCAACGAACAGAGGAUAAUCGUGUACUUAAUUCGUGUCUGUUUUUUGUUUCAAACAGUAUGUUCCUACAUAAAUGCGAAGAACACUGAACGGCCAUAAUUUGUUCCGCAUUAGAAAAAGAGGUUCUGUAUGUAAAUGAUAUCUUUUUUUUUUUUAUGAUAACUACUGAUUUAAUGGGCUGAUACUGCAAUAUUCCGUAGUUUUUACACUUACGACAUCCGUGCAGGAAAAAAAAAAUGAAUGACAGAGAGAUAUAUAUCGUAUAUAAUUGGCAACACGAUACUUAUUUACAAUUAAGAAAUUUGUAAAUACUGUAUAAAGCGACUGUUUAAUAUGCUUAAUGUUGUAAGAGAUUUUUGUACGAAAUAGGUCUCUUUAAUGAUAUUAUAUAAGUAUGACCAUGAAAAAAAUUCGGUACGUUUCAGACUCCUGUUUUUGUUCUACUUAUUAUCUGAUGGUUUGUUCAUUUUAUAUAAUAACUGUAUCUAGUAAAAAUACUUGUGUAACAUGUUCGCAAGUAUCAUUUAAAUCUGGUUAUUGUAUAGAGAUCAAGAAGAAAAUGAAAGUAUUUAUUUGAAAUAAGAGACCAAUAUAUAAAUGCACCAGAUUAUUCAUGCAACUGUUUAUUUCAGUGAUCCUAAGGGAUUUCUGAAAUGAAUACUGGACUAGGCUAAGAGAUAGAUAGGAUAAAUGUAUAUAAUAUAUAAGUAUUUUAAUUAAUAAAAUACAUUGUUAUAAAAAGAUACAAUAAUAAAAUAUGUUAAUGUAUGCAUAGUCACUGAUAAAUAAGUAAGUAUUUUUAUAUACUAAGAUAGAAAAUAAAUGUAUUUUAAAUGAA
This is a messenger RNA of Osmia bicornis bicornis, 8896 nucleotides long. RefSeq names its product microtubule-associated protein futsch-like. Gene Ontology annotation, molecular function: protein binding; serine-type endopeptidase activity. The transcript has 10 exons. Gene Ontology annotation, biological process: acrosome reaction; proteolysis. NCBI's taxonomy places the organism in Eukaryota, Metazoa, Arthropoda, Insecta, Hymenoptera, Megachilidae. Gene Ontology annotation, cellular component: membrane. The coding region runs from base 349 to 7938 and encodes 2529 amino acids. The record is from RefSeq and is a predicted model, not a curated record.